AUGGCUAAUAUGAUCUGUGCGCUCUUGCCAUUAUGCUUGUUACUGCAUUGGAGCCUGAAGCUAAUUGCUAUGUUGGUUCCCCUUUCCUCAAUCACUGAUCGUGAUGGCGGCGCAACCAACGAAAACCUCCCACCAAAUGUCAUCAGGCAAUUGGCUAAAGAAUUGAAGAAUCUUGACCAGUCACCUCCAGAAGGGAUUAGAGUGAUUGUGAAUGACGAUGACUUCACAAGUAUUUGUGCAGAUAUAGAUGGCCCUGGAUUUUUUGUGACCAAAAUAUUCCAUCCAAACAUAUCAAGCAGUGGUGAGAUCUGCGUUAACACGUUGAAAAAGGAUUGGAAUCCUACUCAUGGAUUAAGGCAUGUUCUACUGGUGGUGAGAUGCCUACUGAUUGAACCAUUCCCAGAAUCUGCGCUCAAUGAGCAGGCUGGAAAGAUGUUACUUGAGAACUAUGCAGACUAUGCUCGGCAUGCAAGGUUAUACACCAGCAUUCAUGCCCUCAAACCUAAGACUAAGCCCAAGAGUGGCACUAUCUCCGAGUCGACUUCUGUAAACGUGGAUCAGUCAAGCACAACAAAUCUAUGCGAAAUUGCACCAUCGGCUCCCAUGGCUUUAUGUGCUACUGCUGCUACCAAAGUGCCAGGCUCAAACUCGCUGGAUCAGAAUGCUCCCGCUGAGCCCACUGUUGGACCAUCUACGGCAUUGCCCAAGAAGGAAGGACCUGUUGCUACAAAAGGCCCAGCUGAUAAGAAGAAGAUGGACGCCAGGAAGAAGAGCUUGAAGAGAUUUGUAAAAAAGCCAUUGAAUUUACUGUUCAUCUGGGAGCAGAUGAGCUCGAGAUCAGCUCCUGGAUCCUUCUUAGGGCUUCCUGACUCAUCAUUGAACUACUGGACAAAGCAUGGAUGGGUCUCACCUGCUAAUCGCGAGACCUGGUCUCAUAUAAUUUUUUUCCUCUUCGGGCUGGUUCUUGACGCCGGGAAAGAUGAAAGCAACCGCUGCUUGACGGCCAAGGCACAGUUCAUGAGUGCUACUGGCACUAUCGACCAUGUUGCUUUACCAAGUCCUGAAGUAGCCUGA
This is a messenger RNA of Triticum turgidum subsp. durum (durum wheat), 1074 nucleotides long. NCBI's taxonomy places the organism in Eukaryota, Viridiplantae, Streptophyta, Magnoliopsida, Poales, Poaceae. The record is from the annotation of a GenBank genome assembly.